GCAGGAACGAGCAACGCGUCUCUUGCCGACCACAAAGUGCCGCGCGAUGUUCCCACCAAAAUCCGGACCAACUCCGCUUCCGAUCUCGAUAGCGCUGCCUGUUUCGGAUCGCAUGGCGGAUCAGGACGCGGUGCUGCCGGCUCCCCUGGCCGACAGCCUGGACUUGGACCUCGAUCUGAAUCUGAAUAUGAAUAUGAAUAUGAAUCUGAAUCUGCAUGUAGACGACAGGCGCCAGGUGCUCUUCGAGGGCUAUUCGGACGAGCUGCUGACCAUCGCCUGGGUGGCCUGCAUAGUGUUCAUCAUCGUGGGUGUUCCCGGAAACCUACUGACCAUCGUCGCCCUGUCGCGGGGUCGACAGACCCGCAACUCCACGGCCAUAUUCAUCAUCAAUUUGUCCUGCUCGGAUCUGCUCUUCGGCUGCUUCAAUCUGCCAUUGGCCGCCUCCACAUUCAAGGAGCGGGCGUGGACCCAUAGUGAUCUGCUGUGCAGGUUGUUUCCGAUGCUGCGGUACGGCCUGCUGGCGGUGUCACUGCUCUCCGUGUCGCUGAUCACCAUCAACCGGUACAUCAUUAUCGCCCAUCCCAGGCAGUAUCCAAGAAUCUACCAGCGACGGUAUUUGGCUUUGAUGGUAGCCGGCACAUGGGUCACCACGUUUUCCAUAAUGAUACCCACCUGGCGCGGCGUGUGGGGUAUCUUUGGCUUGGACGUCGACAUCGGAUCCUGUUCCAUCAUGCAUGAUCGGUAUGGCAGAUCCCCCAAGGAGUUCCUCUUCAUCGCCGCCUUCAUGGUGCCCUGCAUCUGCAUCGUGAUCUGUUAUGCCCGAAUCUUUCUGCUGGUGCGAAAGGCGGCCAUUCGCGCGGGAACCGCCGGCAAGAGCAAUGUCAGUGAUGUGACCCCCACCUCCACGACGCAGCAUCAGACUCAAGCCGUGGCCCUGCCAAAAAAGACGGAGAAGGCGAGCACGUCCAGCGGCGAGGCACACGAACCAAUCGCAGGGCGACCCUUUGUGGUGGAGGAGCACCUGGCGUAUAUCGAUGACAAUGCUUCGGCCGACAGUCUGCCGAUCUCGUACAGCAUAAGGAGAAGGGAUCAGGACCAGCAGCCACCGCCAGUUGAUGCCAAUGUGGUGCUCAAGGAGCGGGAGAAGGAAAGGGAUCGGGAUCAGGAAAAGGUCAGCCUGGGACGCAGUCAAACGCAACUAGAGAUGGGCAAAACCGCUGGAAAGAACCCCAUCACCACCUCCCUGCGCACCUCCUUCACUCGGUUCAGCCCACGGAAAUCACACUACGCCUCGAUGGGCAAUACCUCGAAUGCUUCCUCCAUUUACCCUGGUAGGAUGAGUGCCAAGGACCGGAGAUUGCUCAAGAUGAUACUGGUGAUCUUUGUGUGGUUUGUAAUCUGUUAUUUGCCCAUCACGGUGGCCAAAAUAUGGAAAAGCGCCACCGAGGUGCACUGGUUCAAUAUUGCCGGCUAUCUACUCAUCUACUUGACCACAUGCAUCAACCCGCUGAUCUACGUGCUGAUGAGCUCCGAAUACCGAAGGGCCUACUGGAAUCUGCUGCGCUGUCACGGCUCUCCAGAUUCCCAGAAGCAGCGGCAUCAGGCCAAUGCCAAGCGAAAGCACCUGGAGUCCAAUCGGCAGGUGAAGGCCACGACGUGACUCAAAAGAGAUGCAAAGGAUCCCUGCCUCAACACCUUCAUCGUCCUCCGUCCUAGCGGAAUAUGAUAUAUGUGUGCCAUAUGGUAAUAUGACGGGAGGAGUACCCUAAUGUCAUGUCUGAUGUCAUGAUCUGCGGUAAGAAACAAUCCCUUGAUCCCUUUGUCAGUGAUCGCAAAUGAUCGUGCCUCCAAAAGCGAUUUCUAGUCACACGAUCCGGCCGGGUCGUCCCAUCCACGCACACACGAAAACACAGAUCACCCAUAUAUAUCUAUAUCUGUAUCUGUAUCUAUAUCUGUAUCUAUAUCUAUAUCUAUAUAAUGUAGGAACUCCAGAAGUGUAUUGCAUUUUAUACCAAAUGACUUUAAUAUCUGGUUUACAUUUGAAUUCCAUGUUUAAGAACAAUCGAUGUUUGUUUAAAUUUUGUUUUUUUUUUGUUUUUUGCUUGCCGCUAAUUAUUGUACCAAUACAUAAUAGAUAUAUCCUUAUAUGGAUACGCCCUUUCUAUGCCCCCAAUAAAUGCUUCGAAUAAUUGAUAUAUGUA
Messenger RNA from Drosophila teissieri, 2201 nucleotides. Its product is annotated as protein trapped in endoderm-1. Gene Ontology annotation, molecular function: G protein-coupled receptor activity. Lineage: Eukaryota; Metazoa; Arthropoda; Insecta; Diptera; Drosophilidae. The coding region runs from base 47 to 1660 and encodes 537 amino acids. Gene Ontology annotation, cellular component: membrane. The transcript has 3 exons. Gene Ontology annotation, biological process: G protein-coupled receptor signaling pathway. The record is from RefSeq and is a predicted model, not a curated record.